Molecule: messenger RNA, 1525 nt
Organism: Chrysoperla carnea
Lineage: Eukaryota; Metazoa; Arthropoda; Insecta; Neuroptera; Chrysopidae
Gene: Vps24
Product: charged multivesicular body protein 3
Exons: 5
Coding region: 88-756 (222 amino acids)
Biological process (GO): endosome transport via multivesicular body sorting pathway; late endosome to vacuole transport; protein transport
Cellular component (GO): multivesicular body; ESCRT III complex
Source: RefSeq, a predicted model, not a curated record
GUCAAUUAAACGUCAUGUUUAGAUAAGUAAUAAGCACCAAAUAUUUGACAUUUAAUUUGUAUCGAAAAGUUAAUUUUUUUAACUAAAAUGGGUUUAUUUGGAAAAACACCGCAAAGAAAUCCUAAAGAAUUGGUAAAUGAAUGGUGUCAUAAAAUACGAAAGGAAGGUUAUCAAUUAGAUCGACAAAUUCGAGGUAUCGAAAGAGAGGAAGAUAAAAUAAAACGUUCGCUCAAAGAAGCAGCUAAAAAGGGCGAUAGAGAUGUGUGUGUAAUGUUAGCUAAAGAGAUUAUCCGUUCCCGAAAAGCUAUUAACAAAAUUCAUACAACAAAAGCGCAUCUUAACUCUAUUUCAAUGCAAAUGAAAAAUCAAUUAGCCACACUACGUGUUGCUGGAUCGCUUGCCAAGUCAACUGAAGUCAUGCAAGCCAUGCAAAGUUUAGUGCGUAUCCCACAAAUUUCCCAAACUAUGCAAGAAAUGUCUCGAGAAAUGAUGAAAGCUGGAAUUAUUGAAGAAAUGUUGGAUGAAACUAUGGAAGUUUUAGAAGAUACCGAAGAAAUGGAAGACCAAGCCCAAAGUGAAAUUGAUAAGGUGUUGUGGGAAUUAACUGAAGGUAAAUUAGGGGAGGCUCCAGCUCCACCCGUGGCAACAACUGAAGGACCUUCAACAGCAGCAGAAACUGAACCAAAUGUUUUACUUGAGGAUAAUCCAGAAGAAUUAGAAGAAAUGCAAAAUAGGUUAUCCGCCUUACGUUCGUAGUACAAGCUUUCAAAGCAUCUAUAUUUUUUUAUUAAUUAAAUGCACUCGAUGUGAGCUUUUUUUAAAUUAAUUUAUAAGUACUAAGAUGUAAAUAAGUAUUUAUGAAACACACUGUACUUUUUAAAAACGAAUUAUUAAGUUUAGAUGUCGGCCAUUUUUAAAUGAUGUAAUAUAUCAUAGAUCCAAAUUUAAUUAGCCGUUCAGUUAACAGGCCAGCCAUUUUAACAAACAGCGCCUCUGGUAGCGUUCAACUAGUGGCCUAAAUGAUAUUCAGCCGUAGCAUACAACAUUUAAAGAAUUGACUGACUACUACUUAGGCCAUUCAUAUAUCAAUAGAGAAUAUUCAUGAAAUUUAAAUUUGAUUCAACAAAAUAUCGAAAAUUAACACCAUUUAAUACUUCUUUUUUUUUAAUUAUUAUUUUCAACGAUAGAUUAAUGAAAAAAUAUUUUUAUCCUGAAAAUUAUUAACUUUUCUAACUUUCUAUGAUAUUUUGUAGCCACAAAGUUGUGAAUUUGAAUUUUUAUCAAUCUUUUGAAUGUUCUUUGAGGCCUACCAUUCUGCGUCAUUUUAAAAUGGCGAACAAUCAAUCAAUUUUAAAUGUAUAAAUAUUUGUGUAUUAAUAAAAUUAAUUUAUAACGGGUGUUCUAGGAGACACCUAAGAAAAGUGAUAAAUUUUUGAUUAGAGAAUGAUGUAUUCAAAUCGAUUCAAGUCAAAUAAGUCAAAAUGGAACAGUAAUUUUGGACACGAAAAAAUAAUUAACAACUUGU